Messenger RNA from Gastrolobium bilobum, 1011 nucleotides. RefSeq lists its product as uncharacterized. Bases 46 to 810 code for a protein of 254 amino acids. The transcript is spliced from 4 exons. Gene Ontology annotation, cellular component: chloroplast envelope. The record is from RefSeq and is a predicted model, not a curated record. Lineage: Eukaryota; Viridiplantae; Streptophyta; Magnoliopsida; Fabales; Fabaceae.
CCACCAUUGUCAUACUAUCACAGUGAGUUGUGUUAAGCUCAAGAAAUGCCUCUUCCUCUUUUACAAAUCACUUUUGUGUCUCCCCUGCAUCAAUCCACACUUCACAAUCUCAAUCCCUCAACUACCUUACCCAAAACCCUUUUCCCUGAACCUUCUAUUGCCCUUAGAAGAUUCAUCUUUUCCACUAAAACUUCACUUUGUACCAGAAGAAACAAGAGCACACCUACCUAUGCUUCUUUGCUUGAGGCUCCUAUUUUAUGGGCUGGUAGGCUCUGCAUCUUCUAUGCCCUCCUCAAAGUUGGAUUGGCUGGAUCUCAAGCUAACCCACUUGUCUCAGGUUUACAUUUCUCAUUGCUUGCUUUAGAUUUGGAUAUUGGUGACAGCAGUGAAUCUGGUGACUUGGGGUUCUCUAAAUGGACACAGAGCAUACUAGGAAAACCAGCAAAGGGAGGAGCUAAUGGAGGGAUAAAUGUGAGCAAAUGGCAUCCCACAAGAAAGGGUACACUUAGAAGGAACUAUAGAGUCCGAUCCAAGUCUGAGGGGCAACGAGUUCUUAAAGCCAUUGCAUAUCUAUUAUCAGAUGAUGAUCACUUUGUCGAUGCUGCCUCUCACAAAGGUUGCCAAAUCCGGAGGGAAAGUGCUCAUGGAGAAAGUGUAUGUUGCAACAAUGUGAGAGCUCUUUUUGAUGAGCUUCCAACUCCACAUCUCGUUGUGGAAAUCACACCUUUUCCUUCUGGACAGCUAACUGACAAGGAUUACACUAAAGCUGAGAAGCUUGAGAGGGUUCUCAGAUCUAGCCCUUCUGUUUGAGCCCUUGUUGGUGUUUAACGCUUUCAUGUAUAUAUUCUUUGUUAGCUUGUAAAUAUUGGUAUGAUGAACAGAAAUUUGCAUCUCUUCAACUCUCACGAACCAACUCUCACGAAAGUUUAAGCAAUUUGGUGUAGUCACGCGAACGGUUAUUUAAGUAUAUUUCUAACAUCAAAUUUUUAACAUUUUACGGUUUCAGUUGAA